AUGGUCACGUACCCACGCAAGAUCUGGGUAGUCAGACACGCUGAAAGGUAUCCAAAACUGAAAUAUAAUUUUUUCCGACUUGAAAGGCGAGGGAGACGCGUAGCGUAUGCGUACGCGGUUCUUGGCACGAGUUCAAUUCAACCGCCAGCGAGCAUUCAGAGAGCUUAUUUAUCGUUUUUUUUUUCACUCCUUUUUUAAUUAUUUAUUGAUUAUGUUCAUGUGUGCAUCAAAAGUAGUAGAAAAUACAGAAAAAAGAGCGGUUGCCGAGCUUUUUAAAUAGUCUGAGGCAAUUGAAUUGAACUGGCGAAAUUCAAAAUAGCUACCACAGAGUGAAAAAUAUUACUGAAUUUCAGAAAUUGAGAUAAAUUGUAUAAUUCCGCGAAAAAUAUUAUGAACGUGGCAUGUGUGAGAGCGCCGAGGUGCAUGCACACGACACUACACUUUACGGAAAAAAUAUGGGCGGGGCGUCCCAAAAAAAACGCCAUGUGGCGCCAAGAAUCGCGUACGCACACGCUACGCGUCCCGCCCCGUCUUUCAAGUCGGGAAAGAUACUAUAAAUUUUUUUGAAAACUUAAAUUUCCAACAGGGAGGACAACAUCAACAGAGGAUGGAGGAAGCUGGAGGGAUCUGAAGGGCUGGCCAGCGACAACUCGAUGCUGAGUGCCCGGGGGAAGCAACAGGCUCGUGAAUGUGCUCAGAGGUCAGAUUCCUAGGUUUUCUUUAAUUUGUUGUUUUCAGAUUCAAAAAUCACGACAUCGCGCACGUUUUCGCUUCGCCCUACGAUAGAACUGUUGAGACGGCCUCGACUAUUGUGGCAGGCAAGAACUUGAAAGUCAAGGUACAAAAUGGACAGGUCGAAGAAAUAUUCUGGAAAAUAUCAGGCCGAGCCUGGACUGUGCGAGGCUCUGUAUUUAUGUGAGAAGCCUCCGGGUUUUUGGUCCAACGAACAAUUGGCGGAAAAAUUCCCUCUCGUCGAUCUCGACUACGUACCUGUUUAUUCCAAGGUUUCUGGAUUUUUGGGCCUUUUUAAAUCAAUAUUUCAUAGUAUACGUUACCUAAAGAGGGCUACGGGGACGACGCCUGUGUUCCAAGAGUGAAGUCGACCUUGAGUCAAAUAUUUUCGCGAUUUGAAGGUAAAAAUUAACUUUUUAGAAAGUAGUUUCCCUCGUCAGAUAGUUUAUCCGAAGAAAUACAGCUUUUCUUGAAGGUAACCUCCUGCUCGUGGGCCAUGGCGCAUCGAUCGGAGCUGUCCAUGAGGUCCUGAUGGAAGACUUCAAGUAUGUCGGCCAGGCGACUGUUUCCGAAUUCGAAGAAACUGCGCCCGACUGCUUCCGCCAUAAGUACAGUUCUGAUGCUAGUCAUCUGUCCGAUCGGCGGAACUUGAGGCCCUGGUAG
Messenger RNA from Caenorhabditis auriculariae, 1395 nucleotides. The record is from the annotation of a GenBank genome assembly. NCBI's taxonomy places the organism in Eukaryota, Metazoa, Nematoda, Chromadorea, Rhabditida, Rhabditidae.